This is a messenger RNA of Pseudocercospora fijiensis CIRAD86, 1305 nucleotides long. RefSeq lists its product as uncharacterized. Gene Ontology annotation, biological process: DNA-templated transcription. Gene Ontology annotation, molecular function: zinc ion binding; DNA binding. The annotation marks the transcript as partial. The record is from RefSeq and is a predicted model, not a curated record. Lineage: Eukaryota; Fungi; Ascomycota; Dothideomycetes; Mycosphaerellales; Mycosphaerellaceae. The transcript has a single exon.
GAGCGAUUUAUUGGGGACCUCAAUCCAGAGGCAGAGCUUCUUGAGGCUUCGAGCCCAGUAAUUGCCAAUCGCAGGCCUCUCACAAACCGCAUCGGGUUAUGGCGACCAGAGGAUUCCCCCGAGCGGAUGGAAUCGGCCACUGGGACCAUGUUUGGCCCUGCAAGCAUUCUCCAUGGAUGCUCUUCGGAGGUCAGAAAAAGCCUUUUGCCUGCUUUGGAGCAGCAGACUGUCUGUGUACGGCCAGAGACCGAGCAUAUGGAAGCGCUGAAGGCAUUUUAUGUUCAGCACAUUCACCCAAUCUUACCCUGCAUAGAUUUGGAUCUCUACCACCGUAGCGCUUCGGACAGCUCAGUUCGUAUUGCUAUGGAACAGGCAAUGUGUCUGCUGGCUGCACCAGAUCCAGCGAUAAGACAUCACUUACGCAUAGCCGAAAGAACCUACAAGGCUCCCGAUUUCAUCCAAGCUAUACUGAGUGCCUUGAGAUUAAGCUUGGAGCUUGCAAUUGUGCCAGAUAUAACGACUGUGAUUCGACUCCUGACAGUGAUGUCUCUCAUGGCGUUCGGUCAACGCAACUUGGAGCUCACAUCGGGGUUCUUUUCGAAGGCUGUGCAUCUCGGAUACACAAUCGGAGUUCAUCAACCAAGAGAUACAGAGCGGGAUCAGAAAGUGGCUGACCUCUUUUGUCUGCUCUGGUCAGUUGACAGGAUGCAUGCUGCUUUCCACGGCCGUCCCAUAUUGAUGCAUGAAUCCGACAUGGCCAAGGAUCCGAUGCAAUGCGCCCAGCACUGCUCACCAGGCUUCCGGACUCUGGUCUUCAUUGCGACCCUGCUCAACAGUGUCAUAUCUCUAUACCGACCUAAUGUUGAGGUGACUGAAAUUUCUGACUCUCACUUUCCGAGUUUCGAAGAGGCCCUCGCUCUUUGCGAGUCGUCUCAGCUUUGCCCGCGUAUGAUUACGACAUUGGAGCUCUUUUACCAUGCUGUCGCAACCCUUUCUGUCCGAAUCCCAUCCCACAUCGAUUCUCGACAUCUUGGCACUCGAAACACGCGCCAAACUGCGUCAGUCUUGCAGAUCGUCUCGAUGAUGGAUGUGGACGCAGUCGACAGCGUCACACUUCUACCUAUCGUGCCGUACGCCGUAUCACUUGCUCUUAGUGCAGCUGUACGUGAUAUGCGUCAUUCUUCAGUGGCGACCAAGCAGGAGCGUGCUCGACAGCAGGUCGACAAAUGCUGCAAGAUUUUGCGACGUCUUGGUCAAAGCUAUUGGUCGGCAAGUUUCACGGCAGAGAUGGCUGUGAAGAUUCUG